This is a messenger RNA of Austrofundulus limnaeus, 1139 nucleotides long. RefSeq names its product C5a anaphylatoxin chemotactic receptor 1. Lineage: Eukaryota; Metazoa; Chordata; Actinopteri; Cyprinodontiformes; Rivulidae. Gene Ontology annotation, biological process: inflammatory response; complement receptor mediated signaling pathway; phospholipase C-activating G protein-coupled receptor signaling pathway. Gene Ontology annotation, cellular component: plasma membrane. Gene Ontology annotation, molecular function: G protein-coupled receptor activity; complement component C5a receptor activity. The record is from RefSeq and is a predicted model, not a curated record.
GGUGGGCAUACCCCUCAAUGGGUUGGUGAUCUGGGCACUUGGAAGGCGGAGUUCUCGUCACCUGGCUCGCAGGGGAAGCAACGAGGAGACGCACGCCGCAAGCAGUUUCAGAGUCUACGUCUUAAACCUGGCCCUGGCUGACAUGAUCCUGCUCAUGCGGACUCCCCUCAUGGUCGGCUACCUCAUCCACAAGUACAGUUGGCCGUUUGGGAAGGUCUUCUGCAGCCUGAUCAUGUUCCUGCGAGGCCUGGGGCUGUACGCCUCCGCGUUCCUUCUGUGCGCCGUGGCCGUGGAGCGCUGCCUGUGUCUGCUGAGGCCCGUCUGGGCUCGGCUWCGACGACCCUACUGGGCAGUUCCUCUGACCUGUGGCCUCUUGUGGCUCGGGGCCUUCGCAUUCUCGGCMCCGUACUUCCACUUUGCUGUUUUGGAGGAAAAAAACGGGACGUAUCAAUGCCAGGAGAGCGGGAAGUUCAACAUGGGUUUGUUCGUGACAGAAACAAUAGCAGGCUUUUUGUUGCCUCUUCUGGUAUUCCUUGGGAGUAACCUGGCCGUUUUGUUGACCAUCAAGAMCGCCGUGCCUCCAACGCCGACCUCCACAAACAUAUCGAUGGYGCGGAAGAUGACGAGGGUGUACCACGUGCUCUUCAGCACCAUGCUCCUCUUCCUCACCUGCUGGGUGCCCUACUUCGUUUGUCGGUUUCUGCAGGCGCUGACGCCUGAAAUGACUUAUCAGUACAUUUUAUACAAAUACGCCAAAUACAUCUCUCUGUUUCUGGUGUACAUUAAGAGUGCUCUGAACCCGGUGCUGUAUGUGUUCGCCGCCAGAGGCCUGGGCCGUGCCAUCAAAGCGUCGGUCGUCUCGACAAUCGAACGACUUUUUAACGAAGACUCCUUCGAGUCGAUAAGGAGGAAGUCUGUCAAGAACUCGCAGAUCUAGCCAAGAGGUCAACAUCAUUUCAAGUUUAAUGGUUUGUGUUAAAUGUUUGUCAGCUUUACGAAUGUGAGUCAAGAGAAACUGUUUUUCUUUUAAAAGUUUUAAACCCAUUGAACCAGUUAAAGAAUGUUUUUGUUGUUUUUCCUUUUGUUUUGUACAUAAAGGGUAGGUUUGUUUGCACAAUAAAUAGGAUCUUUUGUAUAAA